AGCUGGUGGCUGCGGACUCGCCAUAAGGACUGGAAGGGCUGUGGAAGUGACGAAGGCUUGAUGUAGGGGUUGGUGGUUUUAAGAAGGCUCGAGAAGUGUUUUAUUGUUAUUUUUUUUAAAGGGUGGCACACCAAAGAUUCACAGAGUACACAGCCAAAAUGCUCUGUCACGUUACUCGGCCGGAUUCGGUGGUGAUGGAAGUGGAAGUUGAUGCGAAGGCGCACGGGGAAGACUGUCUGAAUAAGGUUUGCAGAAAGUUGGGCAUAAUUGAAGCGGACUACUUUGGGCUGCAGUUUACGGGCAGCAAAGGAGAGAACCUCUGGCUGAAUCUGAGGAAUCGCAUAUGCCAGCAGAUGGACAACGUGACGCCCUGUCGGCUGAGGCUGCGGGUCAAGUUCUUCGUGGAGCCCCAUCUCAUUCUGCAGGAACAGACGAGACACGUCUUCUUCAUGCACGUGAAGGAGGACCUCCAUAACGGUCACCUACGUAUGGGCUCCGAACAAGCGGAGGAGCUGAGCGCACUCCUGGCACAGGCCGAGUUUGGAGACUACAACCAAAACACAGCCAAGUACUGGUACUCUGAGCUGUACGGAGAGGAGCCCGACACCGCGACCGUCAACAGCAUCGUGUCCAGACACAAGGCUCUGGAGGGGUUGAGCCAGGGCUCCGUGGAGUAUCAGGCCCUGCAGCUGGUCUCCUCUUUGGAGCAUUACGGCGUGGAGUGGCACUGGGCCCGCGACGCAAAUGGGCAACGCCUGGCCGUGGGCGUCGGCCCGGAAGGCAUCGCCGUUUGCAAGGAGGACUUCAGCUUGGUCAACAAGAUAAGCUACCCGAUCAUCCAGAUUGCCACCCAGUCGGGGAAGAGCGUGUACUUGACGGUUAACAAGGACAUGAGUGACAACGUCGUGCUUUUGUUCAAGCUGAUCAGUAACCGGGCCGCCAGCGGUCUGUACCGAGCCAUUACGGAGACCCACGCCUUCUACAGGUGUGACACGGUGACUGACGCGGUGAUGAUGCAGUACAGCCGGGACUUCAAGGGCCACCUCGCCUCACUGUUCCUCAACGAAAACAUCAACCUGGGCAAGAAGUACGUCUUCGACAUCCGACGCACCUCCAAGGAGGUCUACGACCACGCCCGGCGCGCGCUCUACAACGCCGGGGUCGCCGACCUGGUGUCCGGCGGCGGCGGCGACGACGGACGCUCCUCCCCUUCCCGCUCCCCGAGCCGAGACGACCCGCAGGACGACGGGCUGGACUGCGGCGGCUGCCAGCAGAACCGAGCCCUGCAGGAGCGGCUGCAGAAGCUCAGGGAGGCGCUGCUGUGCAUGCUGUGCUGCGAGGAGGAGAUCGACGCCGCGUUCUGCCCCUGCGGCCACAUGGUGUGCUGCCAGAGCUGCGCCAACCAGCUGCAGAUGUGUCCGGUGUGUCGGUCGGAGGUGGAGCACGUGCAGCACGUCUACCUGCCCACCUGCACCAGCCUGCUGAACCUGACGCUGACCGACAACCACCAGCACCGCAGCAGCAUCCCGGCGCCCAUCCGCAGAGAAAUGGCCUCUCACUGCUCCGCCGCGGAGUACGAGCACAAGAUCUACCACACAUGAAGACGCCCUGAAGCUCAACCAGGUUUCACGCGGAAGGAACAUUCGUAGUCCGUCUGGGGUUCCUGCCGGGAACACGUGGAUUAACCAAACAUGUAGAAACUCCGGAGAAUAUUUAAAGACUGACACGCUCGUACCACUCCCUGUGUGUGAUGGUGUUUUAAUGUUAUUUACCGUCGUCCCUUUUGGACGUCAGUUUGUCUGAUUGAUUGUUAGUAUUGUUGCAGUUGGUUUGUGUGUCCUUCUGUUCCGAUGUUGUUGUUGUUUUUAUGCAGGCCCUGCCACAGGAAGAUGUUAGAUUAGGCUCAUUGUCUUUAAAUUAUUGCAUCAGUCGACCUGAUGCAGAAUAGACACAUUUCUUUGUUUUGUUUUUUCUCAGCUCCUCUUCAGGUUCUUGGUCGCAGAACCUUUAUGAUCAACCUUUUUUUAGAAUAGCUAAACACUGUUCAGAAUGAUCAGUCUUUUUUUUAUUUUUUUUAUUUUUAUAAAUGCUUCUUGACAUUUUAAAGCUUAUGUUUUUUAUUUGAGAACGGAAUUUUAUUGUUUGAGUGAAAUGCAUUUCUUUCUUUUUUUUUUUUUCCCAUUGAAAAAUAUUUGACUAUUUCAUGUUUGUUAUGUUCCAUGUUGUCUACGCCAAUAAGGGGGUAUUUAGAGGCAAAGCAGGGCUGCCCUGGAUAUAGCAUAGCAUACUAAUAAGAUACACAAGGCGUUAAGACCACCACGGUCCCAUUCUCGUCUCUCAAAGGGGUUCUCGGAGGGUCUUUUGAAAUGCAGAGUCUUGCUGACUCUCACGCUGCCUCCCUCACCAUCAAAUGGGAAUUGUUGAUUAACUGCCACUUGUCCAAAACAUCGGGCCAGAUUUUAUAGAUUGGUGCAACUUUCUUUUUUUUUUUUUUUGUCUGCGGGCCAAUGAAAAGUUAAAAAUUAAGAGCAGGAACGGCUCUUCUACUAGAUGCAGUACCAAAGUUCUAAACAAAAUGUGAAUUUGUCCAGCAGCACCUGCUUCCUUUGCUAUCCAUUUCUCCUCUGGGACAUAUAUAGUAGUGAGUUGAUAUUUUUAAAAGGGUACAAGGAGACCUGUCUGUGCAAUACUUACUUGCUUUUAAAGUUUUAUUUAAAUUCAAAGACUAUUUAAGAAGAAAAAAACGACUGUCACUUUACCAAGGAAGUUUUCCAUGUGUCUGUAGAUGGGUUUUGCCUUAAUGUAGCAGCAACACAUUGUAUAUUAUAAACUUUCCAGACUUUUCUUUUUUCUGUUAAGAAAAGGAAAACUUUGUAUUUUUAAUGCUGGCUCGAUUAAGCUCAGUCACUGCAGGGGAAGAACUUUUUAUUUUCGCAUUUUACAAGUAGUGAUUUGUUUCUGUUUUCUGAAGCAAAAGCCACUAUUCUUUGUAAAAAAAAAAUAACUGAAUUAAAUCCUUUUUUAUAUUCUGUUUUUAACAAAAAAGUAUUAAUAAAGUUGUUUUUUAAA
Gasterosteus aculeatus aculeatus (three-spined stickleback) is the source of this 3069-nucleotide messenger RNA. RefSeq names its product myosin regulatory light chain interacting protein a (gene mylipa). Gene Ontology annotation, molecular function: ubiquitin-protein transferase activity. Gene Ontology annotation, cellular component: cytoskeleton. Lineage: Eukaryota; Metazoa; Chordata; Actinopteri; Perciformes; Gasterosteidae. Gene Ontology annotation, biological process: ubiquitin-dependent protein catabolic process. The record is from RefSeq and is a predicted model, not a curated record.